Molecule: messenger RNA, 615 nt
Organism: Acanthosepion pharaonis
Lineage: Eukaryota; Metazoa; Mollusca; Cephalopoda; Sepiida; Sepiidae
Source: the annotation of a GenBank genome assembly
AUGCUCCCUUCCUGCCUUCUAUCUUUCCGUUUACUCGUUACAUGCCUUGCCUUACCUACCACAACCUUGGAACGUGACCGUGAAAACCGUGUUGCCAUCUCUUCCACAAGAACUGAUGCGGAUGACCGAGGAAUCCACACUGUCCACGUUUUCCAUUCACAACGUUAUCUAUCUAUCUAUCUAUCUAUCUAUCUAUCUAUCUAUCUAUCUAUCUAUCUAUGUCUUUUGUUACCUGAUUCUGUAUUAGUCUGCGCAUAUCUAUCUAUCUAUCUAUCUAUCUAUCUAUCUAUCUAUCUAUCUAUCUAUCUUAAACUAUUAUUUAAUUGUAUGUUUAACUUCGUGUUAAGGUUCUCCUUUCUUUCUUCCUUUUUGAAUUCUUUCUUUCUUUCUUUAAUAAUUCUUUCUUUCUUUCUUUCUUUCUUUCUUUCUUUCUAUUUUUUAUUUAUUCAUUCAUUACUCUAUAAUUCGUAUUUCUUUUUCCUUUUCAUUGUUUCUUCUAUAAUUCUUCAUUGUUUACUUUCUUCCGUAAUUAUUUUUCCUUCUUCCUUCCUUUCUUUGAAUUUCAAAAGACAAGCAGACGACAUUUACCAAUUUCAAGCUGAACGUAUUAAUUAA